This is a messenger RNA of Nelumbo nucifera (sacred lotus), 1059 nucleotides long. RefSeq lists its product as uncharacterized. The record is from RefSeq and is a predicted model, not a curated record. Lineage: Eukaryota; Viridiplantae; Streptophyta; Magnoliopsida; Proteales; Nelumbonaceae.
CAAGGGCAAUUAAAUAAUUUCAACUAACCCGAAGAUCUAUAAGAGGCUCCCUCUGCAUCCAGCCAGCAUCCCACCUCAGGGCUCAGUCUCAGACCCGUAUUUCCUUCUUGCUUUCUUCUUCUUCAGUCCAUUCUGCAUCCCACCUCAGGGCUCAGUCUCAGACCCGUAUUUCGUUCUUGCUUUCUUCUUCUUCUUCAGUCCAUUCUAUUUCUGCCUUAUCCUAACUAAGCCUUAGCGACCAGCUCAGACAGCAGCAAUGGCGAGUCAAGCGAUUGCGAAUUACAGAGAGAAGGCGGAGAUCUACCAUGGAGAUUCUCUCUGCAAGGAAAAAUCGCUGCAGCUUCUGGAGGAGAUAUCGCUGCCCAAGGGUCUGUUGCCGCUGGACGGCAUGGAGGAAGUGGGCUACAACAGGGAAGCCGGGUUCGUCUGGCUGAAGCAGAGGAAAGGAACGCAGCACACCUUCAAGCGCAUCGGGAAACAGGUCUCGUACGCGAAUGAGAUCACCGCCUUCGUGGAGAACCACCGGAUGAAGAAGCUGACCGGGGUCAAGAGUAAGGAACUCCUGAUUUGGGUUACCCUGUCGGAUAUCUACAUCGACGACCCCGCUUCCGGUAAGAUCUCGUUCAAAACGCCGGCCGGAAUCUCUCGUUCGUUCCCCGUCUCUGCUUUCGAGCUUGAAGAAGAAGCAAAUAAAAAGGAAGAAUCGGCCAAGAAUUGAACUCAGUGUUUCUUUUUGAGUGUCUCUUUUUCUUUUUGCUCUUUUUCCUUCUCUUUCGGGGAGGUGGGGGGCCGUGUUUGGGUAGCCCAAAAUAAUCUGUUUGUUCAUUAGAAAGGAAAUACAUGUAAUAGCUUUCUCUACCUAGAUUUAGUAUUCGAAGUCUCUUACUCUUUUUAUAUCUCUCACCAAACAGAGACUUGAUAUGGAAGGUCAAAGGUCAUGUGUGAGUGUGGACUUUGAUGGUCCUAAGCUGGAUCAUUAGGGCCCACCAGGCAAUGGACCCCAAAUCCCAAUUAACAGAGUGAAUUAAUUGAUGGGUGCAACCCCUGUUGUGGUCAGCA